AUGUCACAACCAACAAGGGCUGGGGAUGCUCUCAUGAUGAUGCUGUCUAUGAGAAGUGUCUUGAAACACAUGAACGCCCAAUCGGCUACACGUUUAUCAAAUUAUGCAAAGACUUCUAGCUUACCGAAAGUGGCUUCUGAUCUCUAUCAAGCUGCAUUCACACGCCCCGCUGCACCAAACAUCCAAAAGCCAGUUAGAGCUCACGACAUGGAUAGUGAAACUCGCGCAGAUCCUAUCCAGGAAGCUGUUAUUGUGAACGAUGCUUCAGCUCCCAUACCAGAGAGCAUGUCUGAACCAAUGUCAAAUUCUGCCGCAACAGUCAAUGAUACCUCUGUUUUGGACAACAAGGAACAGCUCUAUGAAAGCUUGUUGGCAUCAGCACCAAAACCGACCACUGAAUCUCCUGGUUUGGAAGAACCUGUCUCGCAGCUACUGGCAAGUCUAUGUUGCUGGUCAGUCAAGAGAGCUCCAUUGAAACAAUCAAGAGUUCCGUCCUCCAGGAUAGAGCGAGUUUUUAGUUAUAGUGGUAUCGCUGCCGGUGUAGGCGUUGGAAUGGUGACUGAAGCUAUGAGGCGCGCCAUAGGCACUCCAUCGUCUUCUGUUGGCAGCUUGGUGCUGAGCCCCGCCAAUGUGGAAAGAAUCGUCGCAGGACUUUCUCGAAUGCGUGGUGCUGCUUUGAAAUUGGGACAAAUGCUUAGUAUACAAGACAACAAAAUGAUGCCAGCUGAAGUCGAAACCUUGAUGCUGCGUGUGCAAAAGAGUGCCAAUUACAUGCCUGACUCCCAGUUUCAGUCCGUCAUGAUACGUGAAUUAGGCAGUGAUUGGAGAGACAAGUUUGCUACUUUCGAUGAAGUGCCUAUCGCAGCAGCUUCCAUUGGCCAAGUCCAUCGUGCAACACUACCAUCUGGUGAAGCUGUCGCAGUCAAAGUGCAAUAUCCAGGUGUAGCAACUUCUAUCAACUCGGAUUUGUCUACUCUUCGGUCUCUUGUCUUGUUGGGAGGCUUGUUGCCCAAAGGCUUAUAUUUAGACAAUACCAUUCGUGUGGCUCGAGUUGAACUAGGAUGGGAAUGCGAUUAUCUUAGAGAAGCUGAGAAUUCUAGUCGGAUGAGGACGUUACUCAAAGGUGACAGUGGAUUUGUAGUGCCCAAAGUUGUGGAAGAAUUAAGUACCAGCCAAGUAUUGACCUCAGAGUUUGUUGAGGGAGUUCCUAUCGGUGAGACUGGGAAGCUGUCUCAAGCUAUUCGAGACUCUAUUGGUGAUAGAAUACUCCGUCUGUGUUUGCGUGAAUUGUUUGAAUUCAGGUUCAUGCAGACAGAUCCAAACUGGUCUAACUUUUUAUAUGAUGCCAAGAAGGAUUUAGUUUGUCUGAUUGACUUUGGUGCUGCCAGAGAAUUCUCAAAGGACUUUACCGACAAGUAUAUGCAAGUCUUGACGGCAGCCGCUGAGAACGAUAGAGAUGGCGUGAUACACUGGUCUCGAGAAUUGGGUUUCUUGACUGGACUAGAGAGUCUAGCUAUGACAAAUGCUCAUGUGUCAUCAGUCAUGGCACUGGCUACACCAUUCUUGUCUGAUUCGCCCUGUCCGUUUAAUUUUGCUGGAACAGAUUUGACCAGCCAAGUACGGUCCUUUAUUCCCACAAUGCUCAAGGAGAGACUGACACCACCUCCUGAUGAGACAUAUUCACUGCAUCGGAAACUUAGUGGUGCAUGGCUGUUAUGUACCAAGUUGGGUGCGAGUGUUCGAGUGAGGGAUAUCUGGAAUGAAACUCGUGAUAGCUACCGCUUCUAA
Molecule: messenger RNA, 1788 nt
Organism: Synchytrium microbalum
Lineage: Eukaryota; Fungi; Chytridiomycota; Chytridiomycetes; Synchytriales; Synchytriaceae
Exons: 8
Coding region: 1-1788 (595 amino acids)
Biological process (GO): ubiquinone biosynthetic process
Cellular component (GO): extrinsic component of mitochondrial inner membrane
Molecular function (GO): kinase activity
Source: RefSeq, a predicted model, not a curated record